CCCCCCCGCAUUUUGUCUGGGCCUCCGGGGUCGCCCUCGGGAGGGAUAUACACUCUUCGCGCGGCAUUGCAAUCGCCCGGCGUCGACGCUCAUCGGGCAACCGCUCUCCUUAGUCCCUAUUGAGUUGCAGCUUUCUCCCCCCUGCCCCGCUUCUUUGCCCUCCCCUCCUCACUCCACCAUGUCCCACUCCAGUGGUAUCGCCCCCUCUAGCGGCCUUGUCCAGGCUUUUACCUCGAGCUCCUCGCUGAACUCGCCGGUCCGUCUGAUCAAGGCCGAGAUCGUCGACGAGUCCAUCGAGGCCGUUGAGAAGUACAACAAGAUCUCCGACUGGAAGUCUGAUAUCUCCAUGAUUGCCCCUCUGCUGGCCGACAAGGAGCCGUCCUUCUUCCUGCUGAAGACCGACGAGGCCGCCCCCGCCACCUCGGAGGAGGGUUCCCAGAACCCGGAUCAGGCCGGCUGGGUCCUGUUCUGCUAUGUGCCGGACCAUGCCCACAUUCGUCGGAAGAUGCUGUACGCCUCUUCGCGUGCGACCCUGACCAAGUCCCUUGGUCAGAGCCAGUUCAUUGAUGAGUUCUACGGCUCGGAGAAGGCUGAGUUCACCACCGACGGCUACAAUGCCUACCUGAAGUCGCAUGCGGCCGACAAGCCGCUCUCCUACCGCGAGGAGGAGAUGCUGAAGAUCCGCCUGGAUGAGGCGACUGGUGAUGUGAGUGUCUCCACUCGGCGGGCGCACGUCCAUGGCGUGGACCUGCCGGCUGACGCCGCGGCCCUUGAGGCCCUUCAGGGCCUGGCCGCCGGGCGCCUGAACUAUGUCCAGCUCACGGCCAACAUGCAGACCGAGAAGGUGGAGCUGGUCCACUCGGCGACCGGCUUCAAUCUGGACAAUGUCCAGUCGGUGACGGAGCCCAAUGUGCCGCGCUUCCAUCUGGUCCGUGAGCCGUCUGCCCGCGGGGCCGAGGGCGACACCCUCUUUGUCUACUGCUGCCCGCAGGGGUCGCCGGUGCGCGCGCGCAUGCUCCAUGCGUCCUGCCGCGCUGCGGCCAUCGGCGCGGCCAAGGACUCCGGUCUGGCCCUGGCUCGUGUGGUGGAGAUCGGCGACAUUGCCGACCUGAACAGCGCCUUUGUCCAGGAGACCCUCCAGCCGACGGUCACCGGCACUGAGGCCGCCAAUGCCGCCGGCAUCGCGCGCCUCAAGUUCGAUCGCCCCCAGCGCCCGGGCGCCCGGCGCUAAGGGAGCAAGUGAUGGGGGGGGGGGGGAAUGGAAGGUGGGGUGAGGUGCCUGUGUUUCACCUAUGUGCGUGCACUCGGGCAGGAGGCCAUCGCCGCGCGGCCGAGCAGGUCAACCGCACACACACACACACACACACA
Molecule: messenger RNA, 1368 nt
Organism: Fonticula alba
Lineage: Eukaryota; Rotosphaerida; Fonticulaceae
Exons: 6
Coding region: 179-1231 (350 amino acids)
Biological process (GO): actin filament depolymerization; barbed-end actin filament capping
Cellular component (GO): cytoplasm; actin filament
Molecular function (GO): actin monomer binding; actin filament binding
Source: RefSeq, a predicted model, not a curated record